AUGGUAUCGCGUCGUAGGAAGAGGAAGCCUCGCUGGGAGAACGUCCUUUGUUGCUCUGGCCUCCAGUAUCUCCCUCACGGCCCGAAAUACAAGAACGCGCCUCCCUCGGCCGAGUCGAUCAGCCACCUAGAUCUCAUCCUCAAACUUGGUGGCAGCCUUCCCUGGGAUAAAGACGAUCCAGUCACACAUCUGUUGCUGAAGGAGGACCACUACCACGAAGGCAUCGUCUCAGUUGCACGCUUUGGCGAACCCUCCGACAAACACGUACCGGUCCGCUUCUUCGCCGCAUGGGCAGUAGGCGACGGAACUCUGGACGGCUUCGCUGAGAUCGACAAGGAGAAGAUCGACCUUAUGCAGGAGCAGGGUAUCCUGGAGCAUGCCAACUUGCCGAAGAAUGAUCGCUUCUAUGGCAAAUGCCCAAAGCAUCCAAAGCUCGAGUUCUACGUUCGGUUUCAUCCUCUGAAAGAGAAGCCGAUGUUUGAGUGGGAGAAGGACCCGAAGGAAAGGGGGAAGAAGUAUCCGUGGAAGGAGGGAGAAGCAGUCAGCACCGGAGUCUCAAAUGAGAAAUUUGAACCUAAGAUUUGGGGAGAUAUCAAUUUCGAUGGAGACGAUUGCCCUGCGCCCCUGGCGUUCUUCGAGUUUCCUACCCUCGACAACUACGACCACGAAGUUGGAGAGGACGACGAUUGGAUCACGAAGAUCGACUUCGAUAGCUGGCCGGCGUGA
This is a messenger RNA of Hyaloscypha bicolor E, 726 nucleotides long. RefSeq lists its product as uncharacterized. The record is from RefSeq and is a predicted model, not a curated record. The transcript has 2 exons. Bases 1 to 726 code for a protein of 241 amino acids. Lineage: Eukaryota; Fungi; Ascomycota; Leotiomycetes; Helotiales; Hyaloscyphaceae.